This is a messenger RNA of Dioscorea cayenensis subsp. rotundata (Guinea yam), 880 nucleotides long. RefSeq names its product mediator of RNA polymerase II transcription subunit 21. Lineage: Eukaryota; Viridiplantae; Streptophyta; Magnoliopsida; Dioscoreales; Dioscoreaceae. Gene Ontology annotation, cellular component: mediator complex. The record is from RefSeq and is a predicted model, not a curated record. The transcript is spliced from 5 exons. Bases 146 to 556 code for a protein of 136 amino acids. Gene Ontology annotation, biological process: regulation of transcription by RNA polymerase II. Gene Ontology annotation, molecular function: transcription coregulator activity.
GGGGGGUAUUUAGAAAAGCAUUUUGUGCUUCGUUAAUGUGUUCUUGCUUCCCAAACAAAACCCUAAUUUCUCCGCUUGAUCGCUGUGAUCGUUUUGGGUUUUCUCCUCUUCCUGCGAGGUUCCGAGAGGAGGGAAUCAGGAAUUCAUGGAUAUCAUCUCACAGCUUCAAGACCAGGUGAACGCCAUCGCCGCCAUCGCGGUGGAUAUCUUUGGGACGUUGCAAAAGGAUGCGCCACCGGUGAGGCUUUCGCCGAAUUAUCCUGAGCCGCCUGCGAAUCCUUCUGACGAGAAUGUCAAUAUCCCUGAACUCACCAAGACAAUGAGCGGCGCACUAGUUCAAGCCGCAAAGAAGUUUGAUACUCUUGUUUCAGCAUUGCCACUGUCUGGAGGUGAAGAAGCUCAAUUGAAGAGGAUAGCAGAGCUUCAGGCAGAGAAUGAAGUUGUAGGUUUGGAGCUUCAGAAGCAGCUAGAGGCUGCAGAUCAAGAACUGAAACAAGUUCAAGAGUUGUUUAACCAAGCUGCUGACAACUGCCUCAACUUAAAGAAACCGACCUGAUCAAGUAAAACAUACCAAGCAACCACUUCUGCGAGUUUCAAGCACGAGAGUUUGCAAAGUCCGAUCUAAUCAAUAUUGAUAUACCGAGUAUCUUAUCUGUUGAUACGAAGUAUUCCGGCGAUCCCCACGAUCCGAGUCCGGGCUGUUGAAGCUGUCUUCUCUGAAAAGCUGCAUAGCCGUUGUGAAGCUAGUGAAUGUAACAAUUGAUGAACAUGGACAUGUACAAUUUAAGAAUGAUCAAUUUGUAUACCCUUUCAUGUACUGAAAAUCAGUAUUUAUGAUUUUUACAGCAAAGCACUAUUAAAUGAAUUCAAUUUAGAUGUC